AUGGUGUACGCAUUAGAGAAACUCGGUAUAAAGGUGCAAUGGCCGCAAAAGAUGAGGUCAGAUCCCAUCACUCGGAAGUCAAACGCUUUCUGUGAAUUUCACCAAGAAAGGGGUCACAAAACCGAAGAUUGCAUAGGACUGCGGCAGGAGGUAGUGCGAAUGCUGAGCCAAGGACUCCUAAAAGAUUUGUUGAGAAAUAGAGGACGGGCUAACUUCGCCCGCGGACGUGAACAACCCCAGAGACCUCAAAAACCGCCCUUUCCCGCUCGCACUAUACAGAUGAUCAUCGGCGGGGGCGAUGGAGCAGCAAUCAAUCAUGUCAAGUUCACCACCACACAUAAACUCAAACGAUCAAUCACCCAUGAAUGGUAUGAUGACCUCGAAGACAGUAUCAUCUUCGAUAAGCCAGAUGCCGAUGGUUUGUCUUUCCCUCACUAUGAUGCUCUUCUUAUCACUUUACGUAUUGCAGAUACUGAUGUAAAAAGAAUAAUGGUGGAUGACGGGAGCGGCGUGUGUAUUAUCCAUCCUCGAGUCCUCAUACAGAUGAGACUUUAA
Nicotiana tabacum (common tobacco) is the source of this 555-nucleotide messenger RNA. The record is from RefSeq and is a predicted model, not a curated record. Lineage: Eukaryota; Viridiplantae; Streptophyta; Magnoliopsida; Solanales; Solanaceae.